GGUGUUUGAGCUAUGGAGGGAAUUGGCAUAAGGAGUAUGAUGAUACCUUCAACUUCAGCGUGUCACUGUCAAAGGAAAGCAUUUAGACAAAUCUCAAGAACGAUUCUCUCCCAAAGUCGACACUUACGCUCUGGUAUUCGGGCCAAACUCUCUGAUACUCAUUUUCAAGAUUUUCAGCGCUACGCAAAGCCUUCAUACCUUUUGCCAGCCUCUGAAGUGAAAGUGUGCACAAAUUCACUAGUAGAAAAUAUUUUGUCAUUUCCAAAGGAGGACAGAACCAAAUCUUUAUUUAGAGUCAAAUUAGGUACAAGCAACUUAUAUGGAUCAAGUAUAAGUGACUUAAAUGCUGGAAUUCUCCUAUGCUUGAUAGAUGAUGAUGGAAAUUCCAUCUUGCAAAGAAUCCCUGCAAGUUUGAUGAUGGAUCAUUCUACAGAAUCAGAGGAUAUGAAUAUUAUUGACACGCUGCAUUUCCAAAGAGGUUCGGUAGAUGAAUUCAUUUUUGAGGGUCCUAAAAUUGCAAGACUUGAGGCUCUUUGGGUCAGUGUUGAAUCAGGUCAGUGGCGCCUUGGAAGUGUAUCCUUAAUGGUUAUUAGUUAUGAAGGGCAACCGUCAGGGCCGGAAGGUGAUGCACUAAGGUACAUUGGCUGCCAGUAUGACUUUGAGAUUGAUGAUGUAUUGUUUGGUGAGGGAGGUGAUCUGUCCAUGCUGGAAUUAAGACCUAGCCUUGUGACUGAGCUGGAAGGGGUUGAUCCCAUAAGCUUCUUUAACAAAGGGGCCUUGCCCUCAGGUGCUAAGAUCUCAAAUGAAGAGAGCAUGAGGGAAUAUGCAGAUUUGAAGUUUUCAUUGCUAUUUUAUGAUGCUGUGCUUACACUUCUUGGUACAUCUGUUGCUUCUCUCUUACAUGGGGAAAAUGCUGGAAUUGCUUUCUUGAUUGGUGGGAUUGGAGGCUUCUUGUAUCUGCUAUUCUUGCAGAGAUCUGUGGAUGAAUUGCCAGCCUCAGAAUUACUCAACAAUGACAAGGGUGGAACUACUGCAUUGUUCAAAGGAUUGAAGGGUCCAAUAGCAAGCGUGGCAUUGGCUCUAGGCUUUGCUGUAUUUGCAGUGAAGUAUAGCUCAGGAGAUCUUCAAGUGAUGCUAACACCAAAGGAUAUCAUAGUUGGAAUUAUUGGAUUUCUUGCAUGUAAAGUUUCUGUGGUGUUGGCUGCAUUUAAGCCUAUUAACACCAGGUCCCAAGUUACCAAGUGAUAUGUAGCG
Molecule: messenger RNA, 1254 nt
Organism: Abrus precatorius (Indian licorice)
Lineage: Eukaryota; Viridiplantae; Streptophyta; Magnoliopsida; Fabales; Fabaceae
Exons: 3
Coding region: 13-1245 (410 amino acids)
Source: RefSeq, a predicted model, not a curated record